Ostertagia ostertagi is the source of this 357-nucleotide messenger RNA. The record is from the annotation of a GenBank genome assembly. Lineage: Eukaryota; Metazoa; Nematoda; Chromadorea; Rhabditida; Trichostrongylidae.
AUGAUCCUAUACGUCUCAUCAUUAUUGCGGUGGUCUUGCUGGUGGAUUAGCAGCCAUGAUAACGACGCCUCUAGAUUGUGUAAAAACUGUGUUGAACACGCAACAAACUCCAGAAAUCGUAUUGAACUGCCGUGUGUGAAUCGUAUAUUGCCAAAAGAUACUAUCAUUCUGCAGAGCACUGUUGGCUACCGAAAUAUUCCCGAUGCUUUCAAAAUCAUCUACUCACAACGAGGUCUCGCUGGUUUCACUUGUGGAAUGCAAGCGCGAGUCAUUUUCCAGAUGCCCGCCACUGCAUUGUCAUGGUCUGUGUACGAAUUAUUCAAAUACGUUCUCGGAUACACGACAUCGUCAACCUGA